AUAGGGUAAAUUUUAUGUGGAGAGAUAGUUGAGAGUAUGUAGCUUGACAAGUUGUUAGCACGAAUCUGAGUUUGUUGUUCAAAGAGUUAUAGCAGUCGUUCAUUUGGAAAAAGUAAAUCGAAUAUGAAUGAUAAAAUGUAAAGUAACGUAUCUGUAACGAACGAAGAACUAACCAAUGAGCAGCCACGAGAACUUGCCAACAUAAAGCCGUGUCCCCUAUUUAAAUCUAUGCGUGCAAAGUGGGUUGGUCAACGAAUAGUCUAACAAUAAAAUGGCGGUUAUACCGAAAACAAUAUCACGGCUCCCUCCAGAAUAAUGACGUCGCGACGCUGUAAUGAUACAAUAUAUUUUUUGAUUAAUUCGAGGGGGCGCGAGACGCAGAUAUUGAAAGCGUGUACGUUCGGUGCUAGUGGUGCUUCCGGAGUCUAAAGGAUAAACGAAUCCUCAACAAUAACCCCAUUCGAAUUCUAACCGUUUUUAACCCGUUGACUCGCUCUCUUUUUCUCUUCCGCGCCGUUUUGAUUUCACCCUCUCCUUUCUCUCUCAUUCUUUUUCCCCACCUCCAUCUUUCUCUCUCUUUAUUCCGUCAGUGCGGUGUUUAUAUUUAUGCUUUGCGUCGGAGAUUAAUAAGCCAAACCAUUCAACGAAGAUGGAUGAUUCGAACGAGGUGCUUGUUUGUGCUGCAGAGUUCUUGAAGGAUCGAUUGUACUUUGUUACACUGAGAACAACUGUCAAGCCCAGAAGCACACCGAACACCCACUACUUCAGUAUAGAUAAUGAACUAGUAUAUGAAAACUUUUACGCUGACUUUGGACCUCUCAAUCUAGCCAUGCUCUACCGUUAUUGCCAGAAGGUGAACAAAAAACUUAAGGCUGUUACCCUGAGCAAGAAAAAAAUAGUCCACUAUACAACCAUGGAUGCCCAGAAGAGGGUCAAUGCUGCGUUUCUUAUCGCCAGCUAUAUGAUAAUAUAUUGGAAACGCACUGCAGAGGAGGCUUACGAAUGCUUGAUAUCAAGCCCGACGAGCCCGCCAUUCGCUAUGUUCAGGGAUGCCUCUUUGGGAGCUCCCUGCUAUCAAAUAUCUCUUGAAGAAUGUCUCCGUGCCAUUCAAAAGUGUCAUGUUUUGGGCUUCUUCAAUUUUUGUGAUUUCCACCACAAGGAAUACGAGCACAACGAACGUGUGGAAAAUGGGGAUUUGAAUUGGAUCGUUCCAGGCAAAUUUAUUGCUUUCUGUGGGCCCCAUGUUAAAACCAAAAUUGAAAAUGGCUAUCCCCUGCAUGCCCCAGAGUCUUAUUUUGCGUAUUUCCGUCGCACCAACGUUUCAACCAUUGUACGAUUGAACAAAAAGAUAUACGAAGCUUCAAGGUUUAUCGAAGCAGGCUUUGAUCACAAGGAAUUGUUUUUUAUCGAUGGCUCGACUCCCACCGAUUCUAUAAUGCGACAGUUUCUCAAAAUAUCUGAGAAUGCACCCGGUGCUGUGGCGGUUCAUUGCAAGGCGGGUCUUGGCAGGACUGGAACACUGAUCGGCUGCUACAUAAUGAAGCACUAUCAUCUCACUGCCAGAGAAACCAUUGCCUGGAUCAGAAUUUGCAGACCUGGCUCUGUCAUAGGGCAUCAACAGCACUGGCUUGAACAGAAAGAAGCGUACCUUCAUUCUUUACUGAAAGUGCCUUUGCGGGCGUCGGCGAAUGGAGAGCCGGUGCAUCCUUAUGGGAUUUACUCUCUGGCAGAAAGAUCCGCCGAUUCGUCCAUUCCGGGUAUUAAAAAUUCUCGCCUCGUUCAGGACAAUGUCUCUGGCAUUAUGCACCGUGUCGACGGUAUAAAACUAGACGAUCCUGGACCACUUUCAAGCAUUGCUGUACCAAAAAUCUCUGUGCUCACUCAGGGCGAUAAACUGAAUCAAAUUAAAGCCUCGAGACGGAGUGCGAUACCCUCCUGUCAAUCGGCCCUUAGCGCAAUAUCGAGCCCAUCGACCGUAGUGCACCCCUAUCUAGGCCCCUUGCUUCAUACCAGAGGUCAAAAAAGUGCAACAGGUCUAACGAGUACCAAGGAUAAGGAACCUCCGAAGCGGCUACUCGGACGAGCGACAACUACGACAAUCGUCAAAAGAAACAAUUGGCUGGUCACUAACAACUGCGACUCUACCGUGCGUCGUGUCAAUUCGAAAACGACGACACAAGUUAGUAACAAUCGGUACCAGGCUCACGUCAACAGAAACGGCCAUCAAAACAACAACAACAACAACAACAAUAACAAGGUCGAUGACGUCGAUAACGAAGACGACCGCGACGAACUGGACCCAACCCGCCCGGUCGCAUCUUUUUUGGUGUCUAAACCCGUAACGAGGGCUAGUGUCAGAGCUUCCUGUAUCGCAGAUACUCGCCCCAAUGUUGCGACAACGAAUCGCUCGGCCCAACAGCCUCAACAGCCGGGCAUGAGCAUGAUUCUCCGGUCGGCAGAUCGCGUCACACGAUACCAUUCUUUGAGGCAUGCGCGCCCCACAAAAAGUUACAAAACAGCGUUUGUCAGAUGACUAACCGAUAUUCUCAGCGGUGCCGGAGAUGAUACAGUGGUCAGUCGGACUCCGGGGCAGCGCCGGAAAUCCAGACGUCUCAAUCCGAUCCUCCACUAAGAUGCGCAUCGACCUUGUCCACGAAGACAACUUCCUUGAACGGAGAACCGAGGACUCGGCAGAUUCAGUCGCCGACUGGACAAGGCGGAUCUCAUCCUGGGCUGUUUCUAUGGUGGGGAUGCGGUACUAGAUUUGUGACUAAUUUUUCAUCCCUUACACCUUAUAUCCGAUAAGAUAUCUUCAACAUUUCAAGCUCGCUCUGGGCUAUAAGCGAGAUUGCAGACAUUAUCAAAGAUUUUAAUACGCUUUGAUUCACUAACUUUCACGCGCUGUAGGGUGGAGGAUGAAUUACGAUUAACGGCAUAGGUGGAUUACUUGCGCCCCAAUUUCGAGUCGCGAUAUGUCUGCCUUUCACUCGAGAAACUGCUAACUGCACAUCCCCUACGACUUCCCUACUCCUGAUUCCGGACUGGAAAAAUAUGAGGUCGGCUCUUUAGUGCGAUGCUGUGAAUAUUGUGGUACCCAAAGACGCAGAAUCCAAACGAAGGCCGCGUAGCUCACCGAAAAGGUUUGAUCAAAGAAAUCAAUUUAUUAAAAAUAGUAAAUUAGGCGGAACACAACUAUGCGCGCGUGGCAUCAACACCACGGCAAAUACGUCGGUGAAAGAUCGAAUAUUUUAUUACAUUGUUUUACAUUCGGACCCUCUGCGGUGUGUGUCGACAUGCUCUGCAUGGCGAAUGUCAACGUUUACCUGUGUAAGUCAGAAAUAAGGGUAUUCAACAAAUAUUUCGGACAUACACUAAUCCGGUGAAAGUCGACCUUCUCCAGAUUCCGGUGUUUCACAGUAACAUACACAUGAAACGACAGACGGGGUGUAGGGAAGCAGGGCGCGAAGCCCUCGACUAUCAAAAAUUCCUCAAAUGAAUAAAAAGGAAUUAAGAAAGUGGAUAAAAAAGAAUUUCGUGCAAAGCUGGAUCACAAGGGCAAUGAAAGGCAAAUAAUCUGAAGUAAAAUUUUCGAUCGUUACGGUUAUUUUUAUUUUUUUCUAUCGUCAUGGUAAAGGUCAUCACACAUUAAUUCGGAUUCGGCAAUAUUACACGUAGAAUUACAAUUUGCACACGGGUUUGACCAGUGCGAGAUUGAGGUACUUUGCGUACGCACACCUGUGCGUAAAGUCGAAUUUUGCGCAUGCAGUUGGGGAAAAAAAUGUAGAAAACUAAUUUCAAAUUUCAAAACGCAUAAUCUUUGCAUCGAAUAAUAUCCACACAAGUAGAUAUACCUGUGCAAUAUACAUAUUGUAACAUUGCCGAUGUUCAGUCGCAAGCUUGCCUUCCGAACAUCGAAGUUGUUUACGAAAAGAAACUCGUAAUCAACGAAGAAAAACUGUCAAAUAAUUGAAUAUGAUUUGGGGGUAGGUUUAGGACGCGGAUAUAAAUCAAAAGGGCAAAGCCCGGCAAUGUUACAAUAUGAUUGAGAUAUAACAAUACUGUAUCUAGGUAUACGAUACAUAUUCUGACGGUGUUUCAUGGGAGCAUAGAAGUAUAUGGGAGUUUCUUGAGGGUCCUGAAAUGGGCACAAAGGAUCAAUUUUUUUGCAUAUACAUUAGGGUGGUCCUUAACAGGGUUGUUUUCGAAUUUCGAUGCUCCUAGGAGUUUAAACGUUUCUAAAUAAAUUUAAAGAAAUUCCCUGAAAAUCUGAGCUUUUAAUAUCAACACUAAGAUAGUCCACAUUGACACCGAAUUUUCUUAUGGAAAUAACAUGAGAAUAACAUGUUUUGUUUUUUGAAUCUUUUAUAAGUCGUUGACAAAUAUAUAGAAAAUUAUGGAAAUUCACAGUUCAAUAGACAUGUCAACGCUCUACAAAAAAAGUCUCUUAUGAUUUUUCGCUAAAUCGACUGUUUCAAAAGUUAUUCUAAUGAUAAUUUUAUGUAAAUUGAACGUUGAACUCAAAUUCAACUUUCAAAUCAAUAGAUUUAGCGAAAAAUCAUAAGAGACUCUCAAAAUUUAUUUGUAAGCGUUUAAGCUUCUUGGAGCAUCGAACUUCGAAAACAACCCCGUUAAGGACCGACCUAAUGCACAUAUGUAUAAUUGUUGGGCGUAUCUCGCCGUAUCCGAUUGUAUAUUAAUUUUAUCCAAUGCAAUGAAAAAAUUAAUGGCAGUCAUCGAUCAUUGAUUCUCAAACAUCAUCAUCAUCAUCAUCGUCAUCAUUAUCAUCAUCAUCAAUUAUCAUCAUUAUCAUCGUUACACUAUCCGUACAUUGCGAGAAGCGACUCGCAUCUGUAUGUGCCUAGCUAAUCUCGUUAUACGUUGUUUCGUAGAGAUUGAUUGUUGCUAAUUAAUUAUUGAAUUACUGAAAUAUUAUAUCAAACCGGUUGCGAAAAGUAACGCCCGUUAAGAGAUAGCAUCUUCGAGAAUAAUUGUUUUACAUUAGGUAUAAAGAGAGUUCAUACAUAUAACAAAUAUUUUAUAGGAGAGACGUGUGUAGGCUACGACACAGUAAGGGUUGCUUUGAAUAACGCCCCUGUUCCUAGUGAGGGUAGCUAGACAUGUUUUUAAUAUAACGGCGAGGUUUAUAACGAACGAAUUGUACAUUAGUUUCCAGUCAUUUAUUUAGUCCGUACAUCAAAUUUCCAUUUUCUUUGUCCUUAAAGCCAGCUUCUCCGUUUAACCGCUAAUCUAUCUUUUUAUUCGUCGUUAAACGCUUAUCAACGUCGGAGUGAAAAGAAACGCACGGUGCUGAUCCUUAAUUCGGUGCCUUCGUAUCGGUGGUGAACUUGUAACAACCGUGUCGAGAAUUUAAUUAUGGCAAAUCCACAAUCCCAGUAGUAUUCAAGUCGAGCAGUAUUAUCAUCAACACUUAUUCUGCAAUAUUAUCAUUAAUCAAACGAAUGAGUCAUCCGUCUUUGUCAAUAUCGUUCCAGCUUUGCAUUAUGCAUUAUUUUGUUGAACUUGGUACAGGCUUGACACCUCGCUGGAAACGUAACUCAUGGAGCGAGCCAAAUAUUAAUGUUGUUCGUUGGCACUUCUUUCUAUUCGAGAUUCUGCUCCGUUUUCACAUGAGCCAUCUAUUUUUCUAUGAACAAAUAGGCAACAUGUUGCACGGCUUAGAGAGAUAUCAACGCAAUCGUAGGAUGAACAACUAACUAACGAUACCGACCUCUGUCAAACUCCUUGGAUUCGAGAGCCACAAUAGUAGAGAAUCGAGUAAGACUUAACAAAUAUAGGUAGAUGCUUGGCAGUAGGAUGAUUUUUAUUGGAUAAAAAUAUACAAAAAUUGUAAAAAUACAUGUGUAUAAUUGUGGAAUACAAAUCAAAGUUCAUAGGA
Athalia rosae (coleseed sawfly) is the source of this 5896-nucleotide messenger RNA. RefSeq names its product dual specificity protein phosphatase CDC14C-like (gene cdc14). Gene Ontology annotation, molecular function: protein tyrosine/serine/threonine phosphatase activity; protein serine/threonine phosphatase activity. The record is from RefSeq and is a predicted model, not a curated record. Lineage: Eukaryota; Metazoa; Arthropoda; Insecta; Hymenoptera; Athaliidae. Gene Ontology annotation, cellular component: spindle pole; mitotic spindle; kinociliary basal body. The transcript has 9 exons. Gene Ontology annotation, biological process: positive regulation of cytokinesis; microtubule cytoskeleton organization; regulation of exit from mitosis. The coding region runs from base 650 to 2533 and encodes 627 amino acids.